Molecule: messenger RNA, 963 nt
Organism: Dictyostelium discoideum AX4
Lineage: Eukaryota; Evosea; Eumycetozoa; Dictyosteliales; Dictyosteliaceae
Exons: 1
Coding region: 1-963 (320 amino acids)
Source: RefSeq, a predicted model, not a curated record
AUGAAAUUUUUACCAAUAGUUUUUAUGAUAGUGGUAUUUGGAUUUACAAAUUUAAUCAAUGGUCAAUAUUUUUUUGAGUAUGCAAUUAAAUUGGAACCAUUUUUAACAUCAGAUUGCUCUGGUGAACAAACAGGUGUUGGAUAUGUAGCAAAGCUUGAUACAUGUUUUACAAUUGAUGAUCAAACAAGUUUUCAAUUAAGACUUGAAGGUAAUAAUAAAGUUUCAGUUGGAAUUUCAGAGAAUGUUGAUUGUGAUAUGAUGGAUGAUGGAGAAGAGAUAUUAAAUAACCAAACCUUUACAAUUGGAUCAUGUAUUCCAGCAAUUCAAUUUGACUCAAUUCAUCAAUAUAUUCAACCAUUUUAUCAAUUGGUGAGUUUGGUAAAAGUCGAUAAGAUUAUAGACCAUUUAGAACUUCCAACUGGUUCAAUCGCCAUGAUGUAUAGAGUAGGAACCUGUGUUUCCAUUCCACUUUUAGUUGAAUAUUAUACAAAUAAUACUAAAUUUUCUAGUACAUCAGAAGAGGGUGUAAUAGACACUUUUUAUUGUGACGAAAAUAAUUACCCAGUUAUCGAAAGUUGUACAGAAUCUGCUUGUUCCGCUCCUAUUUCUGACUUGGAGGUUUGUGAAACUAUUCCAAAUUUCUAUAAUAAUACACCAUCCACUGGUGAAAUUAGUGGUGAAAUUAGUGGUGAAAUUAGUGGUGGAAAUACUGGUGUUAAAACUGGUACAAGUGGCCAUUUUAGUGGUAAUACCAUUGGAAAUACUCCAAAAGAAAUUCUUGGUGGUAAAGGUAGCAAUGUCGACGAUGCUUUCAUUACCUAUACAAGUGGUCAUUCAAGUGGUAAUACCAUUGGUAUCACUCCAGAUGAUAAAGAGUUAUAUGAUCGUAAUGGAGGUUUUCAAGAUCAAUCUUCUUCAUCAUCUCUUGAUGAAAUUUAUUAUUUAUCAACUAUUUGUGUUUAA